AUGAGCCCCAAACAUGUGGUCUUCAAGAAGCUCUCCCGCGACAAGUCGGUGGGUGUGUACAUGGGGAAGAGGGACUUUGUGGAUCAUGUGGACUAUGUGGACCCAGUGGAUGGUGUCGUGCUGGUGGAUCCCGAGCAGCUGAAAGGGAAAAAAGUGUACAUCAUGCUGUCCUGCACAUUCCGGUACGGCCGAGACGACAUGGAUGUCAUGGGCCUCGCGUUCCGCAGGGACAUCUACCUGUCCACUCGUCAGGUGUACCCCCCUCUGCAGGACAAGGACAGGAGCACCCACACCAAGCUGCAGGAGAGACUACUGCGCAAGCUGGGGGUCAAUGCUUACCCAUUCUUUUUCGAGUUUCCAGACAACCUGCCAUGCUCUGUGGCUCUGCAGCCUCUCCCAACUGACGUGGGGAAGCAAUGUGCUGUAGAGUUUGAAGUGAAGGCUUUCUGUGCUGAGACUCAGGAUGAAAAAGUCCACAAACGGAGCUCUGUGCGUUUGGCAAUCCGCAAAGUGCAGUACGCCCCUGAGCAGGAUGGGCCAGCCCCUUUCAGCGAGACCACUCGCGAAUUCCUCAUGUCAGACAAGCCCUUACACAUGGAGGUCCGACUGGAGAAGCAUACAUACUACCAUGGUGAGCCAAUCAACGUUCACGUGAAUAUCACGAACAGCUCCAGCAAAACGGUGAAGGAGAUUACUGUUUCAGUGGAGCAGGUGGCCCAUGUCGUGCUGUAUUCCAACGAUAAGUACGUGAAACCUGUGGCUAUCGAGGAGACCUCCGAUUCGGUGCCCCCUAGCACCAGUCUGAAGAAGGUAUACACCCUGCUUCCACUACUGGCAAACAACCGUGAGAGACGGGGCAUUGCCCUGGAUGGAAAGCUGAAGCAUGAGGAUACCAACCUGGCGUCUUCUAGCAUGGUGAAGGAUGGUGUGCUCAAAGAGGUGCUUGGAAUCCUGGUAUCCUACCGAGUGGUGGUGAAGCUCACUACUGGCGGGAUGGUUGGAUCCAGUGAGGUUGGUGUUGAGGUGCCGUUCCAGCUCAUGCACCCCAAACCAGAUGCAGUGAAAGAAAACGAGAUGGAGGAAGACCUGGUGUUUGAGGAGUUCAAGCGCAACUACCUGAGGGGGAUUAUUGGGGAUGAUGAUGAGGAGGGCAACGUGUCGCCAGCCGAGACAUGA
Megalops cyprinoides (Indo-Pacific tarpon) is the source of this 1176-nucleotide messenger RNA. RefSeq names its product S-arrestin-like. Gene Ontology annotation, biological process: G protein-coupled receptor internalization; signal transduction. NCBI's taxonomy places the organism in Eukaryota, Metazoa, Chordata, Actinopteri, Elopiformes, Megalopidae. The transcript has 15 exons. Gene Ontology annotation, molecular function: G protein-coupled receptor binding. Gene Ontology annotation, cellular component: photoreceptor inner segment; photoreceptor outer segment. Bases 1 to 1176 code for a protein of 391 amino acids. The record is from RefSeq and is a predicted model, not a curated record.